Molecule: messenger RNA, 435 nt
Organism: Anopheles moucheti
Lineage: Eukaryota; Metazoa; Arthropoda; Insecta; Diptera; Culicidae
Gene: COX7B
Exons: 3
Coding region: 84-353 (89 amino acids)
Source: RefSeq, a predicted model, not a curated record
AUCAAAGUGUCCUGAGGAAAAUUUCUUGUGGUUUGCAUUGGACAACAUCUGCGUUUUUCAGUUUUCACUCGGAAACAUAGAAAAUGCUGCCAGUACGUUCGGUUGCCAACCUGGCCGUCCGCAAUGCGGCGUUCCUGUCUCGCGGAUAUCAUGGACCCAACAACUUCCGCGUGUACACAAUGAACGAUAUGCCCGUCCCUGAGGGUGACUUCUUCGAAGAGCACCGACGCAAGAACCGAGUGUACAACACCGUGCUUGCUGCCGGCAUUGUGAUUUUUGGCAUCACUCUGACUGUGGCCAAAGAGAGCGGAUUGAUCUACCUUAACUACAACCCGCCGAAGAGCCUAGAUUAAACGAGCGACAGGAAGAAGUCGUCACACAGUGGAUGUAUUAGAUGUUCUGUGAAAAUAAAUCAAUCUAAAUGAAAUAACCACA